Molecule: messenger RNA, 685 nt
Organism: Ichthyophthirius multifiliis
Lineage: Eukaryota; Ciliophora; Oligohymenophorea; Hymenostomatida
Exons: 1
Cellular component (GO): peroxisomal membrane
Source: RefSeq, a predicted model, not a curated record
AUGACACAUUCAAAUACAAUAAUAUAAAAUUUAUUCAUAUCUCCACCACCAUGUAACCACAAAUCAUGUUUAAUAUCAAGCUUUAGAGGACUAAGAAAUGGAAUAUAUUACGGCGGAAAAGUGAGAUUAGUUCAUGCAAUAGUAAUGACAUUACUAUUCAAAAAAGGGACCAUAAUGCACAGAAUAAAGCACAUUUUAUAACUAACAUAUGAGCAUGCAAAAAAUUUGGGUUUAUAUGUAUUUUUAUAUAAAUCCCUAGUUUGCAUAUUGAAUAGAAUACGUUAAAAAUAAUCUAAAUUUCAUAAUUUUAUUUCUGGUUUUAUAUGCGGUAGUUAUAUAUUUGGAGAAAAAACAAGCAUUAAUCAAUAAAUUGUAUUGUAUUUAUUAUCCAGAGUUUUAUAUGGAGGAGCCUAAAGUCUUUCUAAAAAAGGAUAUUUGCCUUAAUGGAAAUUUUAUAGAAUCCUGGCUACUAUUUGUUGGGGUAUUGUUAUGUUUUUAUUUGAAGAUGAUUCAAGUACUCUAUAAAGUUCUUUAACAAGUUCAAUGGAAUUUUUAUAUAAAGAAUCUGAUAAAAAAAUAUAUUAUUGGACUUAACUUUUACCUUUUAAUGUUAAUCAUAGAAAAUGGUCGAAAUUCUUCGGAUUAAGAUAAAUUUUUUGAAUUUUUAUAUAUUUAAAUGUUGGAU